Molecule: messenger RNA, 2817 nt
Organism: Manihot esculenta (cassava)
Lineage: Eukaryota; Viridiplantae; Streptophyta; Magnoliopsida; Malpighiales; Euphorbiaceae
Product: neutral ceramidase 1
Exons: 10
Coding region: 352-2670 (772 amino acids)
Biological process (GO): sphingosine biosynthetic process; ceramide catabolic process; long-chain fatty acid biosynthetic process
Cellular component (GO): extracellular region
Molecular function (GO): N-acylsphingosine amidohydrolase activity
Source: RefSeq, a predicted model, not a curated record
CUCCGAACUCGGACCGAUUCAAUCAAAGUGCGGAUCCAAAGGCACAGAAUUUUCAUCCACCUAUUCAAUAAUAUUAGAAACUUUCACUUGAUGGAAGCUUCCAACUACAAGUCAGAACCGUGGCGCCGUCGUCUCUUCUCUGCAAACCAAGCCAAUUUCACACUCUCGCUUUGACCCCAUUAAGAACCUUAGGUGGGUCCUCCCACAAAUUUCCAGUUCUCCUUCUCUCUCUUUAUAAUAUUCACCAGUUCAAGGCUUAGCAGAAACUCAUUUGGGUUCGUGGAAACUGAUAAGAGAAAUGAUACGAAAGAAUUGAGCUUCCUUUUCUUGUUUCUUUUUGGUGGAGUCAAGAUGGAGUUGUUUUCGCCAUUUGGUCUUCGUGUUUGGUCGUGGGCGUCUCUAGUUCUCUUGCUUCUGAAUAGUGGAUUAGUAUUCUCGGAUUCCGAAUAUCUGAUUGGGCUUGGAAGCUAUGAUAUUACAGGACCUGCUGCUGAUGUUAAUAUGAUGGGUUAUGCUAAUACUGAGCAGAUUGCUUCCGGGAUUCACUUUAGGUUGCGGGCUCGGGCUUUUAUUGUGGCAGAGCCACAAGGGAACCGAAUAGUAUUCGUCAAUUUGGAUGCCUGUAUGGCCUCACAGCUUGUGACAAUUAAAGUGAUUGAGCGAUUGAAGGCGAGGUAUGGGGAUCUCUAUACUGAAAAGAAUGUUGCUAUCAGUGGCAUUCAUACCCAUGCUGGUCCAGGGGGCUAUCUCCAAUACGUCGUGUAUAUUGUAACAUCGUUUGGAUUUGUGCGUCAAUCAUUUGAUGUUAUUGUAGACGGCAUUGAGAAGAGCAUAGUACAAGCUCAUGAAAAUCUCCAGCCAGGAUCGAUUUUUGUGAAUAAGGGAGAGCUGUUAGAUGCUGGAGUGAAUCGCAGUCCUAGUGCAUAUCUUAAUAACCCUGCAGAAGAGCGUAACAAGUACAUGUAUGAUGUUGACAAAGAAAUGACUCUUCUGAAAUUUGUUGACGAUGAAUGGGGUCCAGUUGGUAGCUUCAAUUGGUUUACUACUCAUGGAACUUCAAUGAGUCGUACAAACUCUUUGAUAAGUGGGGAUAACAAGGGUGCAGCUGCACGAUUUAUGGAGGACUGGUUUGAAAAGAAAGGUGUUGGCAACUCAUAUUCCAAUGAAAGUGUAGCUGAUGGAAUCCCUCGAAGAGUCUCAAACAUAAUUCCACACCUGCCUAGUAAUCACCAUGAGCUCCUAGAGCUUGCUGCAUCCUUCCAGUCUUCUCCUGGUAGACCAGCAACCAAGAUUCUUAGUGUUGCAAGACGUGUGAGAAGUUCUCUUAGGCAGGCUGAGAAACCUGCAUUUGUAUCUGCAUUUUGUCAAUCCAACUGUGGUGAUGUUAGUCCUAAUGUGCUUGGAGCCUUCUGCAUAGACACUGGACUACCUUGUGAUUUCAAUCACAGUACCUGCAGUGGAAAGAAUGAGUUGUGCUAUGGCCGAGGACCAGGUUAUCCUGACGAGUUUGAAAGUACACGCAUUAUUGGGGAGAGGCAAUUCCGAAAAGCUGUGGAACUUUUCAAUAAAGCAUCUGAGCGAGUAAAUGGAAAGGUUGAUUAUCGUCAUACUUUCCUAGAUUUCUCCCAGCUUGAAGUGACACUUCCUAAACAAGAGGGAAGUUUUGAAGUAGUAAAAACUUGUCCUGCUGCAAUGGGGUUUGCAUUUGCUGCAGGAACAACAGAUGGACCUGGAGCUUUUGAUUUUAAGCAAGGAGAUGACAAGGGAAAUGCCUUCUGGAGACUGGUCCGUAACUUUCUGAAAGCACCAAAUAAGGAACAAAUUGAUUGUCAGCAUCCAAAACCUAUCUUACUUGAUACAGGUGAAAUGAAGCAACCGUAUGAUUGGGCGCCUUCAAUACUUCCAAUCCAGAUCCUCAGAGUGGGCCAGCUAGUCAUUCUUAGUGUACCUGGAGAAUUUACAACAAUGGCUGGGAGGCGACUUCGAGAUGCUGUGAGGACAGUGCUUACAAGUGGAAAUGCAGAAUUCAGUAGCAAUGUUCAUGUUGUUAUAGCUGGAUUGACUAAUACUUAUUCACAGUAUGUGACCACCUUUGAAGAAUACGAAGUGCAGAGAUAUGAAGGCGCCUCCACUCUAUUCGGUCCACAUACUCUCAGUGCGUAUAUCCAGGAGUUCAAGAAACUUGCUAGUGCCCUUCUUAGUGGACAGACUGUGGAGCCUGGUCCGCAACCACCUGAUCUCUUAAAUAAGCAAAUAAGCUUGCUUCCCCCAGUUGUAUUUGAUGCAACCCCUCCUGGUGCAAAUUUUGGUGAUUGCAGUUCUGAUGUUCCCGAGAAUUCUACCUUCAAUAGAGGUGAUACAGUAACAGUUGAAUUCUGGUCAGCAUGCCCUAGGAAUGACCUCAUGACUGAAGGUACAUUUGCCCUCGUGGAGAUCCUUGAGGGAAAGGAUACUUGGGCUCCAGCUUAUGAUGAUGAUGAUUUUUGCCUUCGCUUUAAGUGGUCAAGACCUUUCAAACUAAGUGCGCGUAGUCACGCUACCAUCGAAUGGAGGAUCCCACAGUCUGCCACACCUGGUGUCUAUAGAAUAAGACAUUUUGGUGCUGCAAAGAGCCUUCUGGGUUCUGUUCGCCAUUUCACUGGCUCAUCUAGUGCUUUUGUUGUAGAGUGAUAAUUUAUUCUUAUAAUAUUGGCACGUCUUCUAUGGAAGCUAUCCUUGUAUUUGUCUUGAACAUGAUAUUAUUACAGGUGAUUAAUGGCUAGCGUAGCAUGAUGUAACACUCGUUUUCAAAUUUCAAUAUUCUAUAGUUUCUAUGUA